This is a messenger RNA of Camellia sinensis, 1104 nucleotides long. Lineage: Eukaryota; Viridiplantae; Streptophyta; Magnoliopsida; Ericales; Theaceae. The record is from RefSeq and is a predicted model, not a curated record.
GAUUCAAAACAUUAGGCUUGUAGUAGCUCUUCCUGACCAACUCGAAACUGUUCAAAUAUGAUAUUUAGGAGAUUAUAAGGUUACACUGGUAUGUUCAUCAGCUUAUGUGGGGAGGCUUUGUUUUCACAUACAACUUUCUCUCAGUUCACAUACCAUUUUUCAUUCGGAGGUUGAUUUCUAAACAAAACUACAUGGUUCCGAAAUCAACUUCCAAAUGAAAACCAAUAGUUCCAAAAUCAACCAGAGAUAUAGCUGAAUCAUAAAGUUUUGUUCGGAAGGUGAUUUCUGAACUGAGAUAAUGUGUGUGUGAAAUAGAAGCUCCCGUUUAUGUCCGAUCUGUAUUAUCUUUUUCACUCUGUCAUUCAUAAUAUUGCUAUGAGGCUGCAUUUUGCAGAAGCUGACAUGGUUUUGAUUUUACAUUGUUAUCAGCACCUUUGGCGGAAAUCCUUUGGCUAGUGCAGUUGCUGCUGCUUCACUAGAGGUUAUCAGAGAUGAGCGACUCGCUGAGAGAUCGGCAAAAAUGGGAGAGGAGUUUAGGCAUCAGCUAAACAAGGUUCAACAGCAAUUCCCUAAUGUUAUAAAGGAAGUGCGGGGAAAAGGCCUGUUUAAUGCUGUGGAGCUUAACACCAAGAAUUUGUUCCCCGUCUCUGCUUAUGAUAUAUGUAUAAAGUUGAAGGAAAGAGGAAUUCUCGCAAAGCCUACUCACGAUACCAUUGUUCGACUCACUCCUCCCCUUUGCAUGAGUUUGGAGGAGCUCCAAGAGGGCUCAAAGGCACUGCACGACGUUUUGCAAAUCGAUCUGCCAGAGAUGCAGAAGUCAAAGCCGAAAACAGUUCCCUCAACAACCUCAGAUGUAUGUGACCGGUGCAGCCGAAACUCCUAUGAUUCAUCAUAGGAACUCUGAAUUACAGCCAUAUCGUUACGUCUUAUACUUUUAUAUAUUGCACCUGGUACUCAAGAGCUGUGGUUUUUUUUUUUUUUUUUUUAAAUUUUAUUUUAAUAUUAGCCAGAAUAAAAUAAUGCUGAGACUUCUUCACUAAGUUUGGAUGUUGUUUCUUAUGAUUAUUUUUCGUUUCAUGUUUAUAAAAAAAUUUAAAUUGUGAA